Messenger RNA from Aspergillus japonicus CBS 114.51, 1547 nucleotides. RefSeq names its product SDR family oxidoreductase. The coding region runs from base 36 to 1211 and encodes 391 amino acids. The record is from RefSeq and is a predicted model, not a curated record. NCBI's taxonomy places the organism in Eukaryota, Fungi, Ascomycota, Eurotiomycetes, Eurotiales, Aspergillaceae. The transcript has a single exon.
CACGCGGAGGUCGACGACCUCCUCCUGCAUCCUCGAUGGAUCUCUACGCCUCCCCUCCGAAAUCCUCGACCAACCCCAUCUCCCCCUCCGCCGCCACCACCCCAGGAACCCGAGAGCCAAAGCUCCAACUCCCCUCGACCACCGACCCGCCCGGACCGCAGAACCCCCCGCGACCGCUCGUAUGGCUCAUCUUCGGCGCGACGGGCCACAUGGGCCGCUCCCUCGUGAAGACGGCCCUCAGCCGCGAUGACCUGGUCGCCGCCGUCGGGCGCACCUUCGAGAACAGCCCCGAGGCCAUGCGCGACCUCGAGGCCGAGCACGAGAACUGCCUCGGCCUGCUGUGCGACGUGCGCGCCCGCGAGACGGUGAAGCAGGUGAUCCAGCGCACCAUCGCGCGCUUCGGCCGCAUCGACAUCAUCGCCAACUGCGCCGGGUACGGGGUGAUCGGCGCCUGCGAGGACCAGGACGAGUACGACAUCCGCGACCAGUUCGAGACCAACUUCACGGGCACCCUGAACAUCAUCCAGCUCUCGCUGCCGCACUUCCGCGAGCGGCGGGCCGGCCGCUACCUCAUCUUCAGUUCGACAUCGGGCGCGCUGGGCGUCCCCGGGCUGGGGCCCUACUGCGCGUCCAAGUACGCGGUCGAGGGGCUGAUGGAGAGCAUGCUGUACGAGGUGGACCAUUUCAACGUCAAGACCACGCUGGUCGAGCCGGGGCAUAUGCGGCGGGAUGACACUGGGGAUUUGGUCUCGGAUCAUAUGCAUCGGGGUUUGUUUGGUGGCAGCGGUGGGAUGGGCACCAAUGAGCAUAAUCUGGCGUCCCCGCUGCCGUUGUACGGGCAUUUCCUGGUCAAGCCGCCGAGCGAGCCGUACAAUGUCUCCACGUCGCCGGCGGCCCAUGCCAAAAGGAUGCUCAUGUGGUUGGGGGAUAAGCAGCCGGCGAGUGCGGUCAAGGCGGCGCAUCUGGUCUGGCAGCUCGGGCAUUGCUCGUACCCGCCCUUGAGGCUGAUCUUGGGGACGUAUGCGGUGGAGAGUAUCAGGGAUCGGCUCAAGUGUAUCAUCGAGGAGAUUGAGGAUUGGAAGUAUUUGAGUUUUCCUUCCGCUUCGGCUGCGGCCGGUGAGCAGCAACAACAAACACAACCUGGGGUGGCGACAUCGGGAUGGAAUGGCAGUGGUAAUGGACAGGAGAACGAGGAUGCAGAUAUGAGGUGAUGGCGGGCCACAUAACUCAAUAUCUCUUUUCACUGAAGGUCGCACCAAAUUACGCCUCUGGCUCAACCCCAGCUUCGACAGAUCGCAUUUCGACAAGGAAAUCUGUUACUGCGCAAUCGAUAUAGGGAGGAUGCUUCAAAGAGCAUGCUCCGUCAUACUUGGGGCGAUUGGAUGCGGCCUCUCCGACAUUUUGUAUGGGGCCCAAUUUGCAGGUUUGGCUAUAGUCCAACCAGUACGACCUGUUGGCUCUUCAGGAUUUCGGAUCCCAUAGUCCCUUAUCUCUGACGAGGAAACCGAACAGCUGUCUUACGACACGAGAUCCACUGUUUGUGCUAG